AUGUCCACACCUCUCCGGCGAGACCUCCCUAUUGAGGAGGCCCGUGCCGAACUCAGGCGCCACUUCACCAAUUUUCAAGGAGACAAGUAUGCCGAAGGCUGGGCCGAAUUAUGGACCAAAGGUGAUUUUCUGCCCUGGGACCGCAUGGCGCCAUCGCCCGCCCUGGCUGAUACACUGAUCCACCACGUCGAUGUGGUCGGUCAUGCCGUGCUCGACGAGGACGGUCAGACGCGCCGGAAACGGGCGUUAGUCCCUGGUUGUGGCCGGGGCGUCGAUGUCUUGCUGCUGCAGAGUUUCGGCUAUGAUGCUGUCGGACUCGAGUACAGUGAGGGAGCAUUCGUUGCCUGCGAGGAGUACGCCAAGGAGCAUGCCGACGACUAUCCCGUCAGAGACGAGAAAGUGGGCAAGGGAAGUACCAAGUUUGUCAAGGGCGAUUUUUACUCGGAUGAGUGGGUGGAGAGCGCAGGAUUCGGAAAGGAUGCAAAGUUUGAUCUCAUCUAUGACUAUACUGUGAGUACUCUUUUCCCAUUGACGCUUCCUGCCAGGUGA
This is a messenger RNA of Rhinocladiella mackenziei CBS 650.93, 549 nucleotides long. RefSeq lists its product as uncharacterized. The transcript has a single exon. Gene Ontology annotation, molecular function: thiopurine S-methyltransferase activity. The coding region runs from base 1 to 549 and encodes 182 amino acids. NCBI's taxonomy places the organism in Eukaryota, Fungi, Ascomycota, Eurotiomycetes, Chaetothyriales, Herpotrichiellaceae. The record is from RefSeq and is a predicted model, not a curated record.